Hevea brasiliensis (rubber tree) is the source of this 1285-nucleotide messenger RNA. Its product is annotated as B3 domain-containing transcription factor VRN1-like. Gene Ontology annotation, molecular function: DNA binding. Lineage: Eukaryota; Viridiplantae; Streptophyta; Magnoliopsida; Malpighiales; Euphorbiaceae. The record is from RefSeq and is a predicted model, not a curated record. The transcript has 4 exons. The coding region runs from base 167 to 1102 and encodes 311 amino acids.
UAUCUGAAACUUGCCCACCAAAGCGUAGUUGAAACUUGCCCACCAUUACCUUUGUCCUGGUUUUGAUUGGGCAAAUAGCAUGUUGAAACUGGUCUUUGGUUUCAUAAAAAAUAACAGAGAAUCUCUGUGAAAGCUAUUACUAUUUAGAGCCAAGAGCUUGAGGUUGAUGAUCAUGGGAAGUGAACCACAUUUUUUCAAGAUAAUUCUUGAUAGCACUAUUCGUGAGGGGAAAUUUCGGAUUCCAGGAGAGUUUUUGAGGAAAUGCAGAGAAGGUCUGUCGAGUCCUGUAGUCCUUAAAGUCCCUGGUGGUGCUAUAUGGCAUGUGGAGCUGUUGGUGUGUGGUCACGAGGUUUGGUUGGGAAAUGGUUGGCGAGAACUUGCAGGGUAUUACUUUCUGGCCUUUGGGCACUUGAUACUUUUCAAACACCAAGGAGACUCCAUUUUCCACUUAUUCAUAUUUGACAAGAGUGCUACAGAGAUAAAGUACCCAUGUGGUAGCAUCUGUGCUGGGAAACCAAAACUCCAAGAUCCCAAAACAGAAGAAAAUGAUGACGAUCUGCCAUCAGGCAAGAAAAGGGGGGAGAAAUCACCAUUUCUACUGUCUCUCAAGUGGACGAGAACUGAUUCAGCAAUGAAUGAAGGAAAGUCCAUGCCAGUGAUGUGCAAGAAGAGUGACUUCAGGCUGACUACGUUGACAAGGCCUUCUUCAUGUUCGGGUACAAAUGGAGCUCUUCAAGCUGCCAACAACUUCACCUCCGAGUAUCCAUCUUUCAAGCUUGUUGUGCGUUCAUAUCACUGGAAGCAUUGCAAUGUGACCAUACCAUGUCGCUUUUUCCGGAGGUAUAUUGAGCAUAAGGCAGAGAAUGCUAUACUUCAGGUCGCAGAUAGAGUAUGGCCUGUGCAGUUCAAACCUGCUCCAAGAUGUCACUCAGUUGCCCUAAGCGUGGGUUGGCGUGCUUUUGCAACCGCGAAUUCUCUGGAAGCUGGAGAUGUUUGCAUCUUUGAGCUGAUCAAGAGUAAAGUUCUGAAAGUAUCCAUUUUCAAAGGUGUAUAUUGCAAUUCCGUUAGUGUUUUACCAGUGUGUAGCAGUCAUAGACUGUAAGAUGACUAUGUUUCCAUAACUCUCUGUUGCCUGUGCUUGUGUCCUCUUGAAUGGACCAGUAACUUCAAAAUUGUGCACUUAAGCCACAACAAAGGCCUGAAAUUAAACUUAUGAAAUGCAACUUUUGUUCACUGGCGCAUGCAUGCAUGCAUACCCAGUCAUGAAAUAAAAAAAUGCAUGCAU